Messenger RNA from Trichoderma virens Gv29-8, 1446 nucleotides. RefSeq lists its product as uncharacterized. NCBI's taxonomy places the organism in Eukaryota, Fungi, Ascomycota, Sordariomycetes, Hypocreales, Hypocreaceae. The coding region runs from base 103 to 1446 and encodes 447 amino acids. The record is from RefSeq and is a predicted model, not a curated record. Gene Ontology annotation, molecular function: hydrolase activity, acting on carbon-nitrogen (but not peptide) bonds. The transcript has a single exon.
CUGUAUACUGCUAUCUGUCGAAUUGGUUUGGCUCAGCACUUUCUCGUAUUCUCGUAUUUCUACAGUCAAAUUGCCGGAUAAUCGUCCCGAGCUGCUGUCAGAAUGCGCGUCCCUAUCCAACCCCCUCUCUCCUCCUCACACAUUGCUUCGGAGCCUCCAGUCGAGGACAGCGAGACGUUGUCCCUAAUCAUAGCGGCGCUGCUAAUCCCCGGCCGCGGAGAGCCCAUUUACAAUGGAGCGCUUGCCAUUAAAGGUAGCAAGAUCGAUUGGAUCGGCAGCCAUUUUAAUAUCCCAACCAAGUAUUCGAAUAUCGCGCCAAGGCAAGUUCCCGUUCUGAUGCCGGGCCUGUGGGACUGCCACGUUCACUUCACAGGGCUGGACGUCAUUGGAGGCCUGAGCUCACUCAGCAUGUAUCUCCCAGGUUACAAUGCCUUGGGCGGCGCCGUCACGGUUGAUGAUCUGAAGACGACGCUGAUGGCGGGCUACACAUCGGUGCGAGAGCUGGGCGGAUACGGAGGAGAUCUGUGGCCUGCCGUGGAAAACGGCCCCCUCAUCGGCCCCAACAUCUAUUCAGCAAUUGCUCCGCUGUCCAUCACGGGCGGCCAUGGCGAUGACCACGCCUCGCCCAUCAGCACUGUCAUGGCUGCCAUGAACUGCGGCGGCAGUCCUAUUGGUGUAUGUGAUGGUGUUGACGACUGCGUCAAGACGGUUCGAAAGAUGGUACGACGAGGCGCCCGUUGCAUCAAGGUCUGCUCCAGCGGAGGUGUCGGAAGUCUCAACGAUGACCCGGAGGACCGCCAGUUCUCGGACGAGGAGCUCAAGGCCAUGGUCGAAGAGGCGGCUCGAAGCCGACGGGCGGUAGCCGCUCAUGCCAUAGGCAAAGCCGGUAUUCUGGCUGCACUCCGAGCUGGUGUCAAGUCCAUCGAGCAUGGCAUGUACAUGGACGAGGAGGUGGCUGACCUCAUGCUCGAGAAAGAUGCCAUUUUCGUUCCUACGCAGCACAUUGUCCGCAUUCUGGCUCGAGACUACAGUGAUCAGCUGCCUCCUCCGGUCAAACGCAAGCUCCUUGGCAUCUAUGACAAGUCCAAGGACGCAUAUAGAUUGGCCAUUAAGAAAGGAGUCAAAGUUGCUCUAGGAACCGACAUGACCAGUAGCGCCAGGACAUCUGCCCUCUCCCACGGCAACAAUGCGCACGAGCUCGUGUACGCGGUAGAGCUGGGUAUGACACCACUUCAAGCGAUUGAGUGUGCAACAGCGAAUGGACCGGAGACACUGGGAGGAAUGGCGCCCUUGAGCGGGCAGCUAAAGGUGGGAUAUGAUGCCGAUAUAAUCGCCGUUGCUGCGAACCCGCUGGAUGAUGUCCGAGUCUUGACAAACACCAACAACAUAACGCACGUAUGGAAGGGCGGCAAAUUGUUCAAGAGCCGGCCAAAGAUGUCGACUUAG